Drosophila grimshawi is the source of this 1740-nucleotide messenger RNA. Its product is annotated as gastrula zinc finger protein XlCGF46.1. The record is from RefSeq and is a predicted model, not a curated record. Gene Ontology annotation, biological process: regulation of transcription by RNA polymerase II. Gene Ontology annotation, cellular component: nucleus. The transcript is spliced from 2 exons. NCBI's taxonomy places the organism in Eukaryota, Metazoa, Arthropoda, Insecta, Diptera, Drosophilidae. Gene Ontology annotation, molecular function: zinc ion binding; DNA-binding transcription factor activity; RNA polymerase II cis-regulatory region sequence-specific DNA binding. Bases 67 to 1371 code for a protein of 434 amino acids.
AAAUGCCAUUUUACUGGCGUUUGAUUGACGUUUUAUCCGUUGUUAGAUGCGUUAAUUUGAUUACCGAUGUCAACGACUACAAUUACGAAUUGUCGGGUUUGCAUGUCUGAACUGAACGCAACCGUUGGCAGCUUUAAUAUGCGUGAGCUGCCCAUGCUGGCGCACAAGUUUGUCACCUGCACAGAUCUGUCCAUCGACGAGGAUGAGCGGUUGCCAAGUGAGCUGUGCCAGGCGUGCCACACCCAGUUGGAUCAGCUGUAUGCAUUUCGUGCCAAGUGCAUUGCAGCUGACACGAAAUGGCGCAUGCAAAUUCUGGCAUUUUGCGAUGAUGAGGAACUUGUUUAUGACUUGGAGGUGGCACCAAGCACGCUGGAAGUCGAUGAGCUGCAAUUGGAGCAGAGCAGUGAAAUCGCGGACAGAACUGAAUCCAAAUGUGAUAUCCAGCGAACUGAAACUUCAGAGCUUGAAAUUGAGAAUCUCGUGUGUGAAUCACCUGCACUUAUAGAGGAGGCCGAUGAGGAGAUGGAUGUCGUUACAAGUACCUGGUCAACAGAGACAAAAGAUGUCUACAAAUGCGAUAUGUGUGCCGCGCAGUUCCUAAACGAGCAGCGCCUGCUGUCGCAUAAGCGUCGCCAUGGAAAGAGUCUGUUUCCCUGCCCAGAACCAGGUUGUGACAGGGGCUAUAGUCAUAAGCAUACGCUGACCCUGCACAUGCGAAAGUGUCACAAGCUUGGCAAGGAGCACAAGUCAUACGUUUGCGAAUUCUGUGGGAAACUCUUUGAUACGAUAUCGCUGCUCAAUACGCAUCGUUUCACACACAAGGACAAGUUAGCGCAGCCAUUCGCAUGCGAGGAUCCAAACUGUGAGCGACGUUUCUCCACCAAACAGCUGUUGAAGAUACACAUGAUGCGCCAUGCGGGUAUCAAGAACUAUACAUGUUCAUAUUGUGGUGUGCAGAAGACGACGCGGACUGAACUGAAGAUUCACCUAAACUAUCAUACGCUAGAGCGCACUUAUGCCUGCCAUCUCUGCUCGACGGUCUGUUACAGCUCCAGCAAUCUGAAUAAGCACAUUCGCACAAUACACGAGCGAGCGAGAAACUAUCUCUGUCGUUAUUGUGAGCGCGCCUUUAUUCAGCCAGAGACACGAAAUCAACAUGAACUGAUCCACACGGGAGAGAAGCCACACGAGUGUGUGGAAUGUGGCAGACGUUUCAGGCAAAAGGCGGCACUACGCUCCCACUACAAAAUCCAUGCGCGUCAGCUUAAGGAAUUGGAGUCUGCACAAGUAGCUGAUGCCGUUGACACAGCAGCUGAUGAUGAUGAUGGUAUUUAUGUACCAGAAAUGGGUGAAGAGAUUGAAUACGAUUGAACAAUAUGGAAAUUUUCGACUCUCUCGAAAUGUAUAUUUGAAGUUUAGCAACUUGAAAGUAAUAUAUAUUUUUUAUAUUAAAAAGUUCACCAUGUAUUUUUUACAUUACAAUUUAUUUCGAUAGACAUGAAUGAAAAUAAUAAUAUUUAUCUGUAAAUUUGUUGGUAAUGGUGUCAAAAACUAAAUCGCCAAUUUUUUAAACUUCCUACAACGUAUUGUUAAAUAUUAGACUUAAAUCGUGUUGACUGUUAAACUGUUCACUAUUGUCUAACAGGGAUAAAUAAAACUCACUUAUUUUUGGGAUUCAGAAUGUAAAUAGCAAUAGUUUUUAAUCAUAUUUUCAACUAAAACAAAAUGUACAAAAAUUAA